UAUCACCGCUGUUCAUGCGUCUGAAGGCUCGCAUCUCACGUGGCAGUGACAGACAUGGAAAAGCCGAUCGCAUCUUCGGCGGAGAAAUCGGAGAUGAAGGAGUCGUUACUUGCCAAGUCUGUCCGUAUUGCAGCCGUUGUAGCGGCCUACUGGACAAUAUCCAUAUCCCUGGUUUUCUUGAACAAGUAUCUUUUAAGCAGUCCUGACAUAAAAUUGGAUGCUCCCCUGUUUGUGACAUGGUACCAGUGUGUUGUGACUGUCAUCUGCUUGUUCUUCCUGAGUCUUCUUGGUGAUCGGUAUCCAUGGAUCGACACAUUCCCUGCAUUUCACAUCAAGCUCUCAGUUGCAAAACAGGUUCUGCCAUUAUCUGCUGUUUUUGUUGGAAUGAUCACAUUUAACAACCUCUGCCUAAAGAAUCUGGGAGUCUCGUUCUACAAUGUGGGCAGAUCUUUAACAACAGUUUUCAACGUGAUCUGUACAUAUGUCAUAUUGGGCCAAUCCACAUCAUAUAAAGCUGUCAUUUGCUGUGCUGUCAUAAUUGGUGGCUUCCUCAUGGGUGUGGACCAGGAGGGGAGUAGCGGUAAGAUAUCCUAUUCUGGUGUCCUGUUUGGAGUCCUGGCAAGUCUUUGUGUGUCACUGAAUGCCAUCUAUACCAAGAAAUUCAUCCCUGCAGUUGACAACAACAUCUGGCGCCUGCAGUUGUACAACAACUUCAAUGCCUGCUUUCUUUUCCUUCCUCUGAUGGCCCUCCUUGGAGAGAUAGGAGAGGUAGCACACUUUCCUAACUUGUCCUCAGCAUACUUCUGGCUUAUGAUGACGAUCGGAGGAGUGUUCGGCAUUGCCAUUGGUUACAUCACUGGUCUACAGAUUAAAGUCACCAGCCCUCUCACCCACAACAUCAGUGGCACAGCCAAGGCAUGCGUCCAGACCAUCAUGUCUGUAAGUUAUUUCCAUGAGACCAAGACAGCCUUAUGGUGGCUCAGUAAUGCAAUGGUUCUUGGGGGCUCAAUGGCCUACACCCGAGUUAGGCACUCUGAAAUGAAGAAAGCGCACACUAUACAGGCAUCUAAAGACGACAAAGCACUGCAAGAGGAUGGACAAACAAAGGUUUAGGGAAAUUGAAUAGGGCAAGGUUUUGGUUAGAUAUAGAAUGUUUUCCAUAUUUAAUGGGUUUUUUUGGACAUGCUAUAUAAUUAUUUAAUGGUAAUCUCAAGUGUAGGGGCUAUGUUAAGAACAUUGUAAAUAUUAUACUUUCAAUAUCGGAAGUCAUACCUAAGUAUUGAAAUUCAGUCAUUCAUAAUUUUCCUUUGAUAAUGUUUUCAACAACUUUGGUGUCACUUGAAGGCAGAGCAUUUUCAAAUUGGAUAUAACAGUCAGAAAAAUACAUUGAGCAGGAUAGGUUGGUAUCUGUGAAUUGUAGGAUUUUACAACUUUGGGUAGUUGUCUAGCAUUCACCAGCACGGAUCUUUUCGGGUAUGUAUAAAAACAAAGUUUUACUAAAAAUGGUUGUCCCAAUAUUCAAGUGUUUAAUAGUCUGAGCAUUUAAAAUGUGUAACGAAGUGCAGUGUUUUUUUUUUUUUUAGUAAAUUAAAGUUAACCGAUUUACUGUA
This is a messenger RNA of Nematostella vectensis (starlet sea anemone), 1610 nucleotides long. Its product is annotated as GDP-fucose transporter 1. Gene Ontology annotation, biological process: protein O-linked glycosylation via fucose; GDP-fucose import into Golgi lumen. The record is from RefSeq and is a predicted model, not a curated record. Gene Ontology annotation, cellular component: Golgi apparatus. The transcript is spliced from 5 exons. NCBI's taxonomy places the organism in Eukaryota, Metazoa, Cnidaria, Anthozoa, Actiniaria, Edwardsiidae. Gene Ontology annotation, molecular function: antiporter activity. Bases 55 to 1113 code for a protein of 352 amino acids.